Messenger RNA from Hypoxylon trugodes, 1418 nucleotides. RefSeq names its product putative gibberellin 20 oxidase. Bases 331 to 1320 code for a protein of 329 amino acids. Lineage: Eukaryota; Fungi; Ascomycota; Sordariomycetes; Xylariales; Hypoxylaceae. Gene Ontology annotation, molecular function: dioxygenase activity. The record is from RefSeq and is a predicted model, not a curated record. The transcript has 4 exons.
AUAUAAUCACUGUCUUUCCGACCUCUUUCCCCAUCCACCAUUUUCACAUCUGAGAUGUUGAACUGAUUAGACAUACCUAAAAGUGCUCGGGUAUUUCCGAUUCCCUUUAAUUUUAGAAGGGAAUCCUUUUAUCCCCUUCUAGGAAAUUGGGCAUUCAAGAUGUUUCCACCAUUGGUCCUUGCUUUCCUGAUCGGAAGUUAGCUGAUGAUCAAGAUACCUCACCAUGAGGAUGACUAAGCACGAUAAAUCCGCCUCUUAGGAAUUCGACGAUAAACCCCUCCAAUUCUUAUCUCUGGAUUCUACAAUGAUUUUUCGUCUAAGUUGCUUAAAAUGACAGUUGAACAAUCACCACAUCUAACGAUCCCUGUGAUCGAUAUAUCGGGAUACGUCAAUGGUGAUUUAUCUCGGACAUCCGAAAUCGUGAAGGAGUUGGGUUCCGCGUGUUGUACCCCUGGUUUCUUCCAGAUAGUUGGACAUGACGUCCCCGCCGAACUACGGAAUCGCUUAUUUGCCAAGGUCGCUCAGUUUUACGAUCUACCGCAAUCCGCAAAAUCGGCUCUAAGCCGUGGUCUUUCUGCUAAUGGUGCGCGGGGUUACGAAGCUAUCGGAACCGAAAUUAUGGAGGGCGACUUCCAGGACCAGAAAGAGGGCUUCAUGAUAGGCCCCGAACUACCACCUGGAAGACUCCUUCAAGGGCCGAAUCUGUGGCCUGAUGAAAGUGAAUGCGCCGGCUUUCGGUCUACGAUGGAAGAAUAUUUCAUCGCCGUGCGAAGUCUAAGCGUGAAGAUGUUCCGCCUCUUAGCGCUAAGUCUGCGCCUCGAGGAAAAUUACUUCGACACUUUCGUGGAUAGUCGCGACUCUAUUUCGAUGUGCCGCGCACAUAGAUAUCCGAAGGCUAGUGUUGAGUCGUCUAAGAAGUCUCGUGGAACGGGCGCCCACACAGACUUCGGCGCUAUGACCCUACUACUCCAGGACGAUAUCGGCGGUCUUGAAGUUUUCCAUCGGCCCAGUAGUACAUGGCAUGCCGUUCCAUACGUCGAAGAUGCCUAUGUCGUCAAUAUUGGCGAUAUGAUGGAACAAUGGACGAACGGCCGAUAUAUGUCAACUCUUCAUCGCGUAAUCUCGCCAGUCUCGGACAAGGACAGAUAUAGCGUGGUUUUCUUCAACGAAGGUCUGCUGGACCAAGUCAUCGAGUGCAUUCCGACAUGUCUCAAACCUGGUGAAGCGCCCUUACAUGAGCCAGUGACCGUAGAAGCCCAUCUACGGAAACGUUAUGGCGAGAGUUAUGGAGAGCACAAUAACGAAGGCCCGGAUAAGUAAUAAAUCAUGCAUAUUCGAUAGCAAGGGCUUGCAGAAAAUCCUUUCAAUAUGACCAGUCACCAGACCAGGAUAUAGGUGGUUAUACCGACAGCUUUGAG